GGUGUAAUCAAUCGAUGAAAAAUGGCGAACGAGGUGGUAAAUGCACCAAAUAAAACAUGGGAAUUAAGUUUGUACGAACUGCACAGGACACCCCAAGAAGCAAUAACAGACAAUACCGAGAUAGCAGUGUCACCCAGAAGUUUGCAUAGUGAAUUAAUGUGCCCAAUAUGUCUAGAUAUGUUAAAAAAUACUAUGACCACAAAGGAGUGUUUACACCGCUUUUGUCAGGACUGCAUAAUAACUGCACUUCGCAGUGGCAACAAAGAAUGCCCAACAUGUCGCAAAAAACUUGUGUCUAAGAGGUCUCUUAGACCUGAUCCUAACUUUGACGCUUUGAUUUCUAAGAUUUAUCCCAGCAGAGACGAGUAUGAGGCCCAUCAGGCCCGAGUUCUUGCCAAACUAAACAAACAACAUAGUGCAACGGCUCUUACUAGCAGCAUUGAAGAAGGAUUGAGAGUCCAAGCUUUAAGCAGACCACAAAGGGUUAGAAAACAUGCCACAGAGCCAGAUUUGUCCCGCUUGGAAACUGCAAGUAAUGCUUCCAGUGAAAACACACCUCUAAAGAGACCAAAGACAUUGUCCGACGACUCUAGUGCUGAAAACUCCCUCGCAGAGGCAGCAACAGAACCCACCCCCCUCCCAGAGUUACCUCAACCAGUGGGAGAUAUAGAAUUAAUAUUCAGACCAUUACCUUUGGAAAAUGAAUCGCCUGACGAUUCUCAAAUUCGUUAUAUAAAAACAACAGCUAAUGCAACUGUGGACCAUUUAUCAAAGUACCUGGCAAUAAGACUCUCGUUGGAAUCCAAAGUAGUUGAUGCAGGAACAAGUUCAUCAGGUGGAGAGAGUAAAUACACAAUUUACAUUGCAAGUAACCCUGGAAACUACACAGCUCUCAGUGGUGCUAUGACCUUGGAACAGGUCAAUGACAAAUACUGGCGUAUCAACAAGCCGCUGGAAAUGUUUUAUGCAGUGCAAAAAAAAGUAGACUCACCAAAGAAAUCAGAAAAAGUUGAAAAGUCAGAAAAAUAACUCUUUUUUUCUAAAAUCAUUACAUGUACAUCAUAAUCGGUGUUAACUGUUCUCUAGCAUAUUGCCAUAAAGCAUUCAUUUAGUUUUCUCUUGUCAUGUGCAGGCAACUUACUCAGUUGGAAAUUUGAAUUGUAUAGUUUGCAUGAAUUUUGUUUGAUAAUAGUUAUAAAUGGCUUAGCAGUUAUAGAUUUUUUGUAGUGAAACAUAUAUGCUUUAAAUUUUGUCAUUGUAUAUUAAUUCAUAUACUUUUUUGCCAUCCCAUCUCUAAGAACCUUUUUAGUUAAGUGUGCUUAUUAAAUCUUAAUCUAAAGAACCUUUUUAGUUAGGAGGGCAUAUUAAGUCUUAUUCUGAUGUUGAAAAGAUCUUUUUUAAAUCCUUGUCCCUCAGACCAGGUAAAUAUCUAAUUAAAAACAUAUCUUUAAAAUUGACUUGCUACAAUCCCUUGAUUUUCAUAAUUGAAUCUCCCCCCUUUUGUCAACUCCAUGAUGCCUCAUGUUUAAACAUCGCAAUGCUUUUUUGUUUUUUUUUUCUUUUCAUAUUUUGUUACUGUUUGAUUGAUGAAAAAAUGUAAGGUUGUGUAUGAGAUAUGUAAAAGAUUGUUUUAUCUCUGAUUAUAAGUGAGUAACACUGUCUCUGUACAUGACCAAUCCAUGACAUUCAUAGGUACAACUUAACAUUAAAAACACUCAAAUAUUGUAGUUCACAUGUAUUGCAUGCAUGACUGGUUUUACAUUCAUGUGUGUAAUAUAUGCAGUGAAUAAAGAUAUUGCAUAAUGUAAAAAUUAAAUGUACAUAUAUAAAAUAAAUCCACAAACUAAUUA
This is a messenger RNA of Saccostrea echinata, 1850 nucleotides long. RefSeq names its product E3 ubiquitin-protein ligase RING2-A-like. The record is from RefSeq and is a predicted model, not a curated record. The coding region runs from base 22 to 1029 and encodes 335 amino acids. The transcript has 4 exons. Gene Ontology annotation, molecular function: chromatin binding; ubiquitin protein ligase activity. Gene Ontology annotation, cellular component: PcG protein complex; ubiquitin ligase complex. Lineage: Eukaryota; Metazoa; Mollusca; Bivalvia; Ostreida; Ostreidae.